GAUGAGGCUGCUCCAGUGCAGAGCAGAGUGGGACAAUCCCCUCCCUUGCCAGGCUGUCCCUGAUGCCCCCAGGACAGGGUUGGCCCUCCUGGCUGCCAGGGCCCUGCUGAGUCAGAUCCAACUUCCCAUAAACAGGACCCCCAUGUCCCUUUCCUGCAGCACUGCUCUGCAGCCUCUCAUUUCCUAAUCUGUACACACAACCAGGAUUGCCCAGCCCCAGGUGCAGAAUCCGGCACUUGCCCUUGUUAGACUUCACAUGGUUGGAGAUUGAUUGACCUCUAAUUUGUCAAGGUCUCAGCAGGGCCUCUCUGCCCUCCAGGGAGUUGACCAGGGAGUUCUUCCAAUUUGCACAAUUAUUUGGAAAACAAAUAAAUUAAUACUUUUCCUACAUCACCUCGUGCAAGGCAAAUGUGGCCAUUUAGUGAGUCCACACUCAUGCUCACGUGUGCAUUGUCAGGGCCUUGAGGAUAUUCUCCCUUCCCCUCUCCUGGGCUUUUGUCUGCCAGACCUCUGGGCCUCCUUAGAAAAGGAUGCAGCUGUCUGGUUUUUAAAUGAGCUGUUGGGAGAAUCUGCUCUGCAGGGUCCCAGUGGGGCUCCCUGCUUAGCCUGGGAGCGCAUUUUAAGCGCCCGGUCUCAUUCUCAGUGCCUUCCUGCAGCUGACUCGCACCUGGCUGUUCUCCACCUGACAGCCUCGGACUUGCCCCAUUGCUGAAGACUCGUCUAAUGAUCCAGCCAGCCCAGUUUGCUCUCAGAGGACCUGUCCUGCUCACCUUGCUCAGAUGCCAAGAGAAGAUGCCCUUGUCAGAGAGGGUCCUGUCCGGCCUGCUUUGCCCUCACCCUUGGCUGCUGGCACACAAACAUGCAUACACUUACCUUUUCAUGCAAAGUUACAAAGCUACAUUUUUGAGCUGUUCUUCACUUCAUUUUCUAUACUACCUUGUGUUGCCACUCAGGAUAUCAGUGACUGUGGAACAUUGACUUACCUGUGCUUACAUUCUAAGUAUGGACACCUUCAUUUUUAAAUACCAUGGGAGAUAACAUGAAAGAAAAAAGAAAAACAAACCAGUCUUGGCCCUGUUUAAAAUGAAACUGCAGCGGUGUUUUCACUAGAAAGCAAAUUGGGAAAAUACCUGCUCAAGAAACUGAGACUGCAGCCAAUAAAUUUGUGCUCAGAAGAUCUUGAAUAAUUCAGUUCCAAUGAGCAGACUAAUUCUGUUACCAAUAUUAAACUGCUUGACAUAAGCAACUUGAGAAUCUGAAGUUUGUUUUUUUUAAAUAAACCAAAACAGAGAAACACAAAAUUGCACUGGAGAUAGCCACGCUUCCAUAACAGAUCCAGGUUUAGGAUACAAUAUUUUGCCAUACCUUAAAAAUAGACAAAAGUAAAAAUAAUGUAAGGUAAGUACACUGAGUAAGAAAAGCUGCUACAGAGAGGUCAUGCUGCAUGUACAGAAAUCAGAAAGUCUUGAAGGCCUGGGGUAAGAUAACCAAAUAUAUUUAAGUCAAGAACUACAUAACCUUCAUGGUAAACUGCUAUUAUUUCAGUCUGACAAAACACAGAUUAUCAUGACCUGUCAUUGAUUACUUUGAUUUCUUUGGAUUACAAGGAUCAGAAUUAAUGACAAUAAGUCUUACAGCACCAAACACAUGUGGUCUGUGCUGAUGAUAUUAAUAAUUUUUCAGAAAUUAAAAAUAGGACAAUUAAAGGGAAAAAAAUUGAGUUAACUUUGCUGAGCAGUGUAAGGUUGCUACAGAAACACAGGCCAUGCUGCAGGCAUGCAGAAAAUUGCAGUUGCAGCCAUGGGUGUCAGAAUCACCUUGUAUCUUAUCACCUUCUUAGCUGAAGAAACACAGUUAGCAGAGGAGAUAGAGCAUUUCAGCAGUGUGUACUGCCACGGUAAAAGGCACAAAAUGUUCUGAUUAGGUUCUUCUUAUAGAACUACCAACCUGGCUUCUGUGGGUUAAUGGGUGAAUACAGCCUGACCUAGAUGCCAGUGUCAGGACCAGAGGGAAUUACUCGCAGGAUUAUCUGCGAUGUUUACACUUGCCAGCUAAACAGAGCCAAGUCAGGUUUAGCUAAGUUGCAAUCAUCACAGCUUUACGUAAGGCAAUAGAUUUCAUGUCUUCACUAAGGUUAUCUGCAGGGGGCCUAAUCACGUUAAAGUAAGCACUCUGUCUUGACAGAGCUUCCUAAUUCAUGACAGUUCACACAAUUAUUUGGAGAACAAAAUAAUUAACAUCAGCAUAUGUUCUCAGCUGACUGAUACUCUCCUGGUUUCAUGUGUAGAUGAAAACAAGGACUGGAGACUAAGAUAUGUAUACAAGUACUGGUAGAAUGAACGAAGACAGACUUGUUAUUUUUUGUUCUUUUCUUUUUAUACAAAUAUCUUGAUAGUAAAAGGCACCUGCAAGAUACAAUAAGUAAAUAAAUGCCUAACAAGACAUUUUAGGUUACCUUUGUGUCUAAUGAGAAACACACCUGCUUUUUCCCACCCAACCACCUUCUUGUAACUGUCCACCUUACAUUCCUAUCCACUAUUCCUAUCCUAGCCAAAUGUAUGUAGAUAUGAGUGCUGUUGACGGGUGUAGCUGAUGAUUUAUUCGUUUUCUUUCUCCCCCUGCUGAUAUUAAUAGAUCUAAAUGCCUCUGCUUUUUCUUCUCCUCCCCUUGCUUUUUCCUAGGCUUUAUGUUUCCUUCUGGAAGAAUAACACCUUAAAAUUGCAUCAUUAGGCAUACAACACUAGAAGGGAAAAUUCUGAUCAGAAGUGGGGAUUUCUUUUCAUUGACACUGCAUGAUCUUUAGAGUAAGGGAAAGAUUUAGUCUGUAGUGUCCAUACUUCUGGAUUUGGUCCCAUUUGUGUAUUUCUAAGCUUUGAGCCACAUCCUGGAAAUUGCAGCAGGGAGGAUUGCAUGGCUGGGUGGGUGUGCCCACAUGGGAAAAAUGUAGGAAUCCCAGCUCUUAGCAGUUCGAAGGAGAGACUAUACUGACACCACUGUAGUCAAACAGGCCAUGACCUUCUUUUGGGACAGAGCAGGCUUCCAGCUGUUAUCAUGCUAACAUCAAACAAAGCAUCUGAUAGCCAAGUUCUUGAAAGUGGCAAGUUCAUUACAAAUUCAAAAACUAGUCAUUUUCAAACUGACUGCCAUCUGCCAUUCUGCCCUGAGACUGGCACCUUUGAAUUUUAAUUACUUUCAAGAUUUUGCAUUUUUAAAAGAAUGUAGUCACUUGUACUGAGAUGCAUUGAGUGUACUUUUUCCCCUCCAAUCCCACUAUUGGCUGGAGCAGAGUGGGCUGGCUGGUCCUUCCCACGGGGGGCUACCUUGGCUCCGUGCUGGGGCUCCCACACACAAGGGAGCUCUUGCUGGCACUCACCGGGGCUCUGCCCUGGCGCUGCCUUGUAAGGAUACCGCUCACCUGCGCCAGUGAGAACCCAGGCUCCAAAGAGAAAACUCAAAUGAAAGACCCUCCAGCAGGGCUCCCGAGCAAAAGGCACCAGGAGGGAGAGCUGUUGCUGUCCUGCGCCUUCCCUUGGAAGCUCCUUCACACUCCCAUCUGCACCUGCUCUAAGACUUGAUCCCCCUCUUGCCAGAGCCCAGGAAAGCAGCUGCCUUGGGCUCACAGAGGGGCUGAGGGCUCGAAAUCUCAGCUUUCCUUGGCAGUCCCUUCACCAGCGAACAGGUGUCCCACGCGCAAUGCUCCUCCAAGGAGCACGUUUCCCCCCGCCUCGUUUACGGCCCCGGAUCCUCUCCUCGCAGUCCCGGAGCUUCUUUCCCGCGGACGACUGCGAGGCCACAAGGACCGUGUUUCCCGCUUCCUGUCGCAACCCCAGCACCGCCACCCCCACGGCCACACUUCCCCACGGCUCUGCCGGCCAGCGUCCCGACUCCCCGCCGUCCGCCCAUCCCAGGCCACCCCAUCCCUCCCACGGCACCUCCCCGCCCGUCUCCGCUCCGCCUCCGCGGGGCGUGCAGGGGAGCGGCCGCCGUCCCACCGCUGUUCCCGAGCGGCCGCCGCGGCACUCGGCCCGCUCGCCGCCCGUCGCCGCCGGUCUCCGCAGCUGCUUUGGUUAAAAAAGGUGCCUUAAAUUAACCUUCAGGACACUCAGACUGAAGUGCAAGCAGAGCCUGUAAGGAAAAGAACUCGCUCUGAAAAUGGCGGAAGCUCACCAGGCAGUAGCUUUUCAGUUUACAGUAACUCCAGAUGGGAUUGACCUGCGUAUGAGCCAUGAGGCACUCAAACAGAUUUACCUGUCUGGUGUCUAUUCAUGGAAGAAGAAGUUCAUCAGAUUCAAGAAUGGAAUUAUCACCGGUGUUUACCCUGCUAGCCCAUCUAGCUGGCUUAUUGUAGUUGUGGGUGUGAUGUCAACCAUGUAUGCUAAAAUUGAUCCUUCCUUAGGGAUAAUAGCCAAGAUCAACCGAACACUUGAUACAACUGGCUAUAUGUCAAACCAAACACAGAACAUUGUGAGUGGAGUACUUUUUGGCACAGGGCUUUGGGUUGCCCUUAUCGUCACAAUGCGCUACUCCCUGAAAAUGCUGCUCUCCUACCAUGGUUGGAUGUUCGCUGAACAUGGCAAGCUUAGUGCUGGCACCAAGUUUUGGAUGACCCUUGUAAAACUUUUCUCAGGGCGUAAACCCAUGUUAUACAGUUUCCAGACAUCUUUACCACGAUUGCCAGUUCCAGCUGUUAAAGACACAGUCAAUAGGUAUCUGGAGUCAGUUCGACCACUUAUGGAUGAUGAAAAGUUCAAAAGAAUGGAGGGUCUUGCCAAAGAUUUUGCUUUUAAUUUGGGACCAAGACUUCAGUGGUAUUUGAAGCUAAAAUCCUGGUGGGCCACCAAUUAUGUUAGUGAUUGGUGGGAAGAAUAUAUCUACCUUAGAGGACGUGGACCAAUCAUGGUUAAUAGCAACUAUUUUGCAAUGGACUUCCUUUCUUUAUAUCCCACAACCCUGCAGGCAGCUAGAGCUGGUAAUGUUAUCCAUGCCAUCCUGCUCUAUCGGAAAAAACUGGACAGACAAGAAAUCAAGCCAAUUCUUUUGAUGGGAUCCACUGUUCCACUCUGCUCAGCUCAGUGGGAAAGAAUGUUUAAUACUUCCCGUGUCCCAGGAGAGGAAUCAGAUACCCUCCAGCAUGUGAAAGACAGCAAACACAUUGUUGUGUAUCACAAGGGCCGAUACUUCAAAGUGUGGCUGUACCACGAUGGCAGAUUGUUGAGACCCCGAGAAAUUGAACAGCAAAUACAGAGAAUUCUUGAGGAUGAUUCAGAACCUCAGCCAGGUGAAGAGAAACUUGCAGCUCUUACUGCAGGAGAUAGAGUACCAUGGGCUAAGGCUCGUCAGGCUUAUUUUAGCCGUGGAAAGAACAAGCAGUCCUUAGAUGCUGUUGAAAAAGCAGCAUUUUUUGUGACAUUGGAUGACAUGGAGCAGGGGUACAAGAAGGAGGACCCAGUGAGGUCCCUGGAUGCAUAUGCAAAGUCAUUGAUACACGGCAGAUGUUAUGACAGGUGGUUUGAUAAGACAUUCACUCUUGUAAUAUUCAAAAAUGGCAGAAUGGGUCUGAAUGCAGAGCACUCCUGGGCAGAUGCUCCUAUUGUUGGACACCUGUGGGAGAAUGUGAUGGCAACUGAGUAUCUUGAACUGGGCUAUUCAGUAGAUGGACAUUGCAGAGGAGAUCCCAAUCCGAACAUUCCCAUUCCUACCAAACUGCAGUGGGAAAUUCCAGAAGAAUGCCAAGAAGUGAUUGAGAAGUCUCUGAGCACUGCUGUAGCUCUAGCAGAUGAUGUGGACUUCUGUUCCUUUUGUUUUGAUACUUUUGGGAAAGGACUAAUAAAGAAAGUGAAAACCAGCCCUGAUGCCUUUGUGCAGCUUGCCCUGCAGCUCGCUCACUACCGGGACAUGGGAAAGUUUUCCUUAACGUAUGAAGCGUCCAUGACGCGGCUGUUCCGAGAAGGCAGGACCGAAACGGUUCGUUCGUGCACAGUCGAGUCCUGUCGUUUCGUCCAAGCCAUGGAAGACCCCACUGAGAGUAGAGAAAAUACGCUGAAGUUCUUCCGGCAGGCAGCUGACAAGCAUCAGCACUUGUAUCGCCUCGCCAUGACCGGGGCCGGCAUCGACCGCCACCUCUUCUGCCUUUACGUCGUGUCCAAGUACCUCGCCGUGGAUUCGCCUUUCCUCAAGGAGGUUUUGUCAGAACCUUGGAGGCUGUCAACGAGCCAGACACCCCAGCAGCACAUUGAUCUGAAGAAGAACCCAGAGAUGUUGUCCUCUGGUGGAGGGUUUGGACCGGUGGCUGAUGAUGGUUAUGGUGUUUCUUACAUGAUCUUGGGUGAGAAUUGCAUCCAUUUCCAUGUCUCCAGCAAAAUAUCUUGUUCUGAGACGGAUUCUCAUCGCUUUGGAAAGAACAUCGAGAAAGCAAUGGUUGACAUCAUGGCUUUAUUUAACCUCAGCAAAAACUGCACCAAGUGAUCUGCUUUCUUGAUGCCCAGCAAUCUCCUCUUGGUGGGAUGAGAACUCUGCUGCACAGUGAACAAGAGCAAGGUUUGUUGAAGAGUAGCUGGAGAAGAAACUGAGUCAGCACCUUCUUGAUCACCUAUUAAAACCUUAGCAGUAUAUUAAAUGUGUCUUUUUUGUUGUGGUUUGUUUUGGGUUUUUUUUUUUUUUGUCAGUAGUAUGGAAGAGCUUAUUUCAACAAAGGAUGACUUCUAAAAUCUUCUGUGUUUCUAGAGAGGAAGCAUAGUGUCAUUGCAUGAAGUCACGUAUAUUCUAACUUCUGCAGUUUUCUCUUAAUUUGUAUACACUUUCUCUGUUUCGGUUUUUUUUUUAACUUUAAAUUUGUUUACUUGUUUCCAGAAUCAAAGGGAUAAAACACACAGACUUCAAUACUAGAAAAAGCUAGAUUUGCUGUGUAUUAAUAGCAGAAUGUUCUUCAGUGUAUCUGCUGCUUUAUGCAAACGUGUGACAAAACUUGUGGCCAUUUGCCUUCCUUGGUUUCUUUUUAGAGGUAAACUCUGUCAAACAUACCAAAAAAUCUUUGCUGUAACCCACCUUAACACGCUAAGUUGUAGAAAUGUUGUGAUUUUUGAAAGCAAAAAAAAAAAAGAAACCCAGCCAUUGGAUAGUACAAUGUGUCCUCUCAUUAGCAGGUAUCACAUUUUUCUUACUGCCUGCAAGCCUGUUCAUGACAUUGAUUUUAUUUCUGUAUAAAUAAAUGGACCUGUGUGCUUGUUCAUGCCAGUGCCUUAGAAAAACAAGAUCCUUAGCCCAGGCAAAAGGCACAUGCUGGGAGUUGUUUCAGUGGUGAAAGAGGGAAGGUUGUAGUAAGGCAGAUCUGGUUUUCAAAUUACACAUUAGGAUGAAGUGGCAUAAGCAGACGUGAAUAUGUUGCCAAAUGGUGCAGUCAGGUUUAAAAUUCUAAUGAAAUGCUCCUGUCUGAAAUAGCAAAGGUUGGUCCUUAGGAAGGGCAGGACAGACUUUGUUUGGGAUUGACAGAUAUUCAUGUGUUUGUUUUAGUGGGUGGAAUUGGUGGUCACUUGGGUUUCUGGGUCCUGGGAAACGUUAAUUGAGUUCCCAAGCUGUUGGGAAGCCUGCAAAGCCAGGCUGCCCGUGUGGGCUGAUGGAUUGCAGUCUGCCUGGAAGGACCACUGCUGCAUUGCCAGCCACCUGCAGGAGAAGGGCAAGCUACUAAAGCCAUGGGAAAUAGCUCCAGAGUGGGAAAGUCAUGGCCUUCUCAAACCUCUCCUGGGAGAUGCUCUUGGUCAAGCAGUUUCUGAAGGAUAGAGGGAGAGAGGGAGGGGAAGUUUUUUCACUCAGGAAGGAGCAUGGUGUUUCUGAGUGCAGAAAUAAAAUGGCUGCUACCAAAUGGAGCAACUUCUGCAUGAUGCUUCUCUUCCCCAGGCUUUAUAGCUGUGGUACUUUUUUUACACCCUGCAGUGCAGUAAAGUGUACUUGUUAGCACAGCCGUUUUUGUUAUUAUAAAUAUUAUUUUAUAUAUGGUACAUGAUGGUUACUAAUACAGUGAAUGAUGCUCCUGAGCUCUGCUGAGUUUAAAAGACCCUUGGGGUGGAUAUAAAACUUCUCAUUAGACUUUGAAUGUUUUCUGGCCAGUAUUUCUAACUUUCUAUGCCUCUUCAUGCUUAUUUUUACUCUGAUCUAGCUAUUCAAACACCUGUGUGUGUGUCCUUGGGGUGGGAGCCCUCAAAAAUCCAAGAUGCAUACUUAAGUGACUGCAUGCUAACAUAAAUGUGGGAAUCCUCACAGGAGCUGAUCCAAGACACUCAUUAUUUGAUUAGGGUACAGUGUGUGGGAAAGGACACUUUGAAAUAAGCCUUACUGCAUCUGGCAGGCCUGGCACUUACCAAGCUACUGCAACAAUUUUAUAGUGAUCUAUUUUUGGAGCUGCAAAAAUAAUGCACUGGGGGUUUUGGGGGUUGUUUUUGGUGUUGGCUUUUUUUUUAAUUGACCACUGACCAGUCUGUGUUUAAAUUAACAUAUUAGCUUUUAGGAUUUUCUUUAAACAAAAAAAAAGGUUUAGAUUUGACUCUCAGGUCUUAAGUGUUUCUAGUCUAAUUGUUGUUAGUGCAAUUUUGCAUUCUUGGAGAGUAAGUAUGAUUGGCACAGAAAGCUGUUUUUUAUUGUAAAUGUUUAAAAUAUUUUGUGGUGUUAAAUGUAUCUUUUUAAAUUUUGGAAUAGAUAUAGUUCCUGAGCAGAUAAUAUUUUAUUUCUUUUUCUUUAAAAUGUCAUCAGCAUGUAAAUAAAAUAUGCUUUUUGGAUGUAAAUCUUAGAAAUCCACAGUGAAUGUAGGUUAUUAAUAAAUAAUUUAAAUCUUGAUGUUCAAUAUUGUGUACAUACAGUAAAACUGCUUGGGUUUUUUUGCUCAAAGCCAUAGGAAUGUAACUGAAAUUACCUAGAUUUGAAUGAGCCUUCUAGUACAGUGUAUUUUAUUGUAAAGUUAAAUGUUCAUAUUCCAGUAAAACUGCUAAUUUGAUACUAAAACUUUGAAUCAUUGAUUCUCAAUUAAUUGUUUAGGAGAUCAAAUUUAGGGUUGAGGAGGUGGCUAAAAGCCAGGUUGGAUGAUAAUAAUUUUUUCUGUUUAUGAAAUGGCAGUGUGGAAUUGGUGGAAUAUACUUGGAGUGAGCAUUUUUCAAAUUUAUUAUUUCAGCUAUUUCAUGGCAGAAGUUAGGCAAGCAUGGAGUCCAUUUACAGGGUGCCAUUGUUAGGGAUUAAUACUCUUCCCAGCUGAAUAUUCUUUUAAGGCUUGAGGCUUUUGAGGGACUAGGGAAGUGUGUGCCUGACCUUGAAAAUCAUGGUUCUAAUUCAACCUUUGUACCAAUUGUUUUCUCAUGUAAAAUAUAUUAAUUUAAGGUGGUGGAUUUUUUUUAAUCUUGUUUAGUUACUUUACAUCUGUUGUUGGUUAUUUACGUCCAACACUUUGUCUCUAUUUUCUACUUUCUUCUGUGACUUCAAAAAACAAAAUAAAAUUUCACAAUUGCCACUA
Molecule: messenger RNA, 9493 nt
Organism: Onychostruthus taczanowskii (white-rumped snowfinch)
Lineage: Eukaryota; Metazoa; Chordata; Aves; Passeriformes; Passeridae
Gene: CPT1A
Product: carnitine palmitoyltransferase 1A
Exons: 20
Coding region: 4153-6465 (770 amino acids)
Biological process (GO): fatty acid metabolic process; carnitine metabolic process
Cellular component (GO): mitochondrion
Molecular function (GO): carnitine O-palmitoyltransferase activity
Source: RefSeq, a predicted model, not a curated record